UCCGCCCGAGACACCAUGCGCGCCCCGUGCGACCCGCUCCGCAGCCGAGGACUCAGCGGCGCCGCGCCCACGGAUCACCGCGACACCGUCAGAAACCCGAGCCUCCUCGGCCGCGCCCGCCCCGCCACGGCGGAAUAUGUUAUGUUAUCCCCACGCGGCGGCAGGCCCCACGACGCCACGGCGCCCGCGCCCGCCCCCUCGUCUUCCUCCUCGUCGCCGCGCCACGCUGACGGCAUGGGCGCCGGCGCCGGCGCGUCCGGCCGCGUGAUCGAGUGGGAGGCCGGCCUCCCCGAGGCCUCCGAGCUGACGCCGGUCUCGCACCCGCUCAUCACCCCGGUGCUCGCCGCCGCGUUCCGGAUCAACAUCGCGGGCGGCGCCUUCCCCGCCGCCGCCGCCUCCCCCUUCGACGACUCCGCCCUCGCGCACGACUCCCCCACCUCCCACCUGUCCUUCCACUGCGCCGAGGAGGAGGAGGACGUCGAGGAGGAGGAGGGGGAGUGGGAGGCCGAGGACGCCUCCUCCGGGAGCGGCGCGUGCCGGGGCGGGAAGGCCGGGAAGAAGGCUCGGAUGGUGUGGACGCCGGAGCUCCACCACCGGUUCGUCGAGGCGGUGGCGCACCUCGGCGACAAGGGCGCCGUGCCCAAGGCCAUCGUGCGCCUCAUGAACGUCGAGGGCCUCACCCGCGAGAACGUCGCCAGCCACCUCCAGAAGUACCGCAUCUACCUCAAGCGCACGCGUAGCACCCCCAUGCGGCAGCCGCCGCCUCCGUCCUUCCUGACGGCGUACGCUUCCCCCUUCAACCCCCACCCGCCUUCUGACGCCUCCAACCAGAGAGGUUACUGCUCGUUCCCCUCCCGCGACUGCGAGAAGCUCGAACGCGACCACGCACUCCAGGCUAUGGGAUGGAAACGCGCCAAAGAUGCGUAGUGACAAAGAGCUCAUGGAUAUGGGUACGCCAUGUUGUUCAGUUAGCCCAUAGGUGUUUCUCAUGAAAGAGGUAUUGCCACAGUGGAGCGAAUGGAGUGCAGCAAAUAAACGGCGAUGGUGCCAACAUCACUACUGGAGCACCUGCCGGAAGACCACAGUUUUGUGUGAAUUUCUAGUGCUUGUUCUUCAACAUGUAAAAAGUAAAAUUGUGUGCCACGGGGUUUGAAAAUUCUUCCUCGGGUCGGACAGCGUGAGACUCGUGUUGGAGUACAUGUAUCCUGAUGCAACACUACGAUGCUAUUUUCUCGUUAAGUUGCUGGCAACUCUGCCUUUUGCCAAUCUAGAUAGAUGGAUUCUGCAAUA
This is a messenger RNA of Panicum virgatum (switchgrass), 1290 nucleotides long. RefSeq names its product transcription factor PCL1-like. NCBI's taxonomy places the organism in Eukaryota, Viridiplantae, Streptophyta, Magnoliopsida, Poales, Poaceae. The transcript is spliced from 2 exons. Gene Ontology annotation, cellular component: nucleus. The coding region runs from base 16 to 927 and encodes 303 amino acids. Gene Ontology annotation, biological process: regulation of DNA-templated transcription. Gene Ontology annotation, molecular function: DNA-binding transcription factor activity; DNA binding. The record is from RefSeq and is a predicted model, not a curated record.